Penaeus chinensis is the source of this 1596-nucleotide messenger RNA. Its product is annotated as matrilin-3-like. The record is from RefSeq and is a predicted model, not a curated record. Gene Ontology annotation, molecular function: calcium ion binding. The coding region runs from base 118 to 1383 and encodes 421 amino acids. The transcript has 13 exons. Lineage: Eukaryota; Metazoa; Arthropoda; Malacostraca; Decapoda; Penaeidae.
GGAAGAUGCGCAGGAUAACAACAUAAAUACAUCGCUGUUUAAGCCCGCAGUCUCCACGGUGUAGUUUAUGCCCGCAGUGCAUUCGCCCCUCUCCGCCGAUGCUUAGGACGCAACACCAUGAAGUUGUUCCUUGUUCAGACGCUGUUGGUGACCUUGUCUGCGGCCUCUGAGGACUUUGACCUCACGCUCUUUUGCUGCCCAACCAACGACCGAAUUCUGACGGAGCUCCAGAAAGUGCAAGCCAUCGACGAUAAACUGGCUACCUUAACUUCGACAAUUAGGAGACUCCAAGAAGCAAUGACGAAACAACACACAGCCGUUAUCCACCAAGUCGAAAUCACACGCAGGCAGGUGGAGGAACUGACCACGAAGAUCGAGCAGAUGGACACGAGGCGAGAGGAGAGUGAUCGCCAAAUGGCAGAGUUCAUGGCUGGGACUGAAGAUUACCUGGCGACUGUAGCAUCCAGAUUUCAAGAGUUGCUGGAAAUUCUGGAGAAACAAUACAAAGCCUCCGGUCGCAGCCGCCAGGAGCUCGAGAAGAAGGUCGACAUCUUAGAUAUCAUCCAGCGACAAACAGCCAUGGACAUCUACACGCUCAUGACAGACGUGGACGAGUGCCUGCUCGGGAAUGCCACGUGCCACCCGAGCGCCAACUGCAUCAACGUCGCCGGCAGCUUCCUUUGCCUGUGUGACGGAGGGCACGUCGGGGGGGGCGACCUCCCCUGCGUCGACGUCGACGAGUGCGCGGAGGGAUCGAGCGACUGCCACGAGAACGCCACCUGCACCAACCUCAAGGGCGGCUUCAACUGCACGUGUCUGCCAGGGUUCGAGGGGGAUGGCAGGACGUGUGUAGAUGUUGACGAGUGCAGGAAUGGCAGUCACUCUUGUCACCACCACGCCCUCUGUACCAACACAGGGGGAGGCUACGUCUGCACUUGCUACCGAGGCUACACUGGCGACGGAUUCAACUGCACCGACCCCCUGUGCGAGGAGCCCUUCCACUCGACCCUGGGCGAGUGCUUCCACUUCCUCGACGGGUACUAUAGCUGGGACGAGGCGAGAACUGCCUGCAAGAAAUUGGGAGAGGAAUCUGAUCUCCCCGUGACCUUUGACCUUGCUCAGCCCAGGAAUCUCUCGACUUUCAGGAAUUUCAUUGAGGAAAGAGCCCCGGGCGUGGAGGAGCUGGCCUGGCUCGGAGCCGUCUUCCACACCCUCAAGUGGCGUUGGAUCUCGGGCAGCCUCGUCGACAGCGAAGCGUGGCCUUUGCUGAACGACGAGCGAGGAGGGUGUGCCGCCUACGUGCCUUUCGCCGGCAGUGCCAGGAGCAUUCAGUGCCACUUCAGGAUCCACGCCGUGUGCGAGCGGGUGCAGCAGUACUACUGAAGGUGGAAUGGGGUAGGUGGUUGGCAAGGGGGUAGGUGGAAGCUCGCUCUCUCCUUCUCCAUCUCUGUCUCUCUUUAUUUCUUUCAACGAUAGAUAGAACAGCUUGUGACGCAGAGAAGAGAAAAAGAAGGAAUGAGACGAAAGAAGAGGGCGAAAAACAAACAAACGAAAGAGGAAGAAGAGACAGCACCAAACAAAGUGAAAAUAACCUCA